Messenger RNA from Nannizzia gypsea CBS 118893, 1056 nucleotides. RefSeq lists its product as hypothetical. The record is from RefSeq and is a predicted model, not a curated record. The coding region runs from base 1 to 1056 and encodes 351 amino acids. NCBI's taxonomy places the organism in Eukaryota, Fungi, Ascomycota, Eurotiomycetes, Onygenales, Arthrodermataceae. The transcript has 3 exons.
AUGGCUGAAGUCACUCAGGCGAAUCCUAUUACUGUGAGUCUGGAGGAACUCCGAGCCGGCACUGUUUCCUUUGAGACGCUGUCGGAAGCUUUUGGACCCGCAUCACUUGGGAUUAUUGUUGUAAAGGAUCUCCCUGCGGAGUUCAAGGGUCUUCGAGCCCAGGCGCUCUCCAAUGCAUCAUAUGUUGCAUCACUACCAUCGGAGGAGUUGGAAUCCCUUACUUCAGCCGAAUCCAAGUAUCUUGUUGGCUGGUCCUGUGGGAAAGAGACCCUUCGUUCCGGCCAUUACGAUACCCUGAAAGGGUCAUACUAUAUCAACUGUGCCUUUUACCAAAAUCCGGAUUUGCAAAGUGCCCCUGCAAGCGAGUUUCCUGAUUUUCCACAGUACACAGCAGCGAAUAUUUGGCCUCCUGCCGAAAAGCUCCCCAACUUUCGUCCGAGCUUGACUGAACUAUGUACUUUGAUUAUUGACACAGCCACCCUUGUUGCAAGGGCCUGUGAUCGAUACGCCGUUGCCAAUAUUGAAGGUUACAAGAACGGGUAUCUAGAACAUGUUGUAAAGACUAGUCUGACGACCAAAGCCCGGCUCUUGCAUUAUUUCCCUGCUCCCGAGGCUGAUGCUAGCGGUAAAGAGGCCGACGAUGAUGACUGGUGUGCAACCCAUGUUGACCACGGAUGUCUUACCGGUCUGACAUCCGCCAUGUUCGUUGAUGAAGCCGAGCAUAAACCGCAACCCUCGGCAGAUUCAACCCCCUUACCUGAGCUCCCAACAUCCCCUGACCCAAAGGCCGGUUUAUACAUACGAUCCAGGACUGGCGAGGUAGUCAAGGUCAAUAUACCAAAGGACUGCAUUGCAUUCCAAACGGGUGAAGCUCUUGAGAUCAUUACUCAGGGGAAAUUCAAGGCUGUACCACAUUUUGUCAAAGGCGCCAAAACAGGGGGUAAGAUUGCAAGGAAUACUCUAGCUGUGUUCACUCAACCAAACUUGUCUGAAGAAGUGGCAGCUGGAAAGACUUUCGCAGACUUCGCCCGCGAGGUCGUGGAGAGGAACCACUGA